Emiliania huxleyi CCMP1516 is the source of this 1044-nucleotide messenger RNA. RefSeq lists its product as hypothetical. The record is from RefSeq and is a predicted model, not a curated record. Gene Ontology annotation, cellular component: membrane. Bases 1 to 888 code for a protein of 295 amino acids. The transcript has 2 exons. NCBI's taxonomy places the organism in Eukaryota, Haptophyta, Isochrysidales, Noelaerhabdaceae.
AUGUACAUGUUGCUCGCCGAGCUAGAGGAGGCGCUUUUCAUUCCGCUCGCGGCCACGCCGCUCGCCCAGGCCGUCGGCCUCACCCCGCUAGCCCUCGCGGCUGGGGUUUCCUGCCUCGCAGCCCAGCUGCUCCUCUUCGUCGCCUUCUCCUACUUGCUGCCAGACGGCCCGUGGCGGAGGCUGCCCGGUCUGACCGCCCACCAGUGCAUCUGUUUCCCGCUCAUGAUUGGCCUCGCCUGCGUCGGAGUCCAGGAUUGGUUCCUCUCAGCAGCGGUCCCGACCUCGUUGAGCGGCCGCGUGCUGGACGAGCACCGGCUCGGAGGCCAGCUGGCGCAGCUGGUGUACGGCGAGCUGCUGCUGUGGGACAUCCCUUGCGGCCUCCUCGUGCCGAGCCUUCGUGAGCCGCUCAUGCUGGCGCACCACUUUGGGAUGGCCGCCGUCGCGUACGCGACGCUGAGCCCGCUCUGCAGCUACUACGCCGUCUUCUUCUUCGGCGCCAUCGAGGUCAGCGGCAUCCCGCUCUCGAUCGUCGACGUCUUCCACCCAAAGCACGAGAAGCACGUCCGCCGGGGCGGCGGCUGGUUCGAGUACGAGAAGGCCUCGCCGCUCUGCCGCGCCGUCAACGAGCUCGCCCGCGUCUGCUUCGCCGCCGCGUACCUGCCGCUAAGGGCCGUCUAUUUCCCGUGGGUGGUCGGCUCACAGGCGGUGCCGGACAUGCUCGCGACGCUCGCGCUUCCGCAAGAGGAGCGGCCAGCCGCGCCCGAUGCUGCGCUGUAUGGAGUGAUCGGCUUCGGCAUAGCCUUCUCGGCGCUGCAAAUGUACUGGGGCAAGCUCGUCUUCACGCAAGUGCUGCACGUCCUUGCGGGCCCAAAGCCGAAGGGCGAGUGAGAGAGAAGAGGGGGCCUCGCAGACGACCCGGGUUUCGCAGCGGCACGCGUCUGCACGCGCCAGCCACGGCGCCGUGCGACGCCGCGCGCAGUUAGUUACGAGUAGUAGUUGCCGCCAAAGCAGCGGGUGUGACUUGAAAGAAAAGAACCGCCGUCA